Messenger RNA from Amborella trichopoda, 1978 nucleotides. RefSeq names its product protein SLENDER RICE1-LIKE 1. The record is from RefSeq and is a predicted model, not a curated record. NCBI's taxonomy places the organism in Eukaryota, Viridiplantae, Streptophyta, Magnoliopsida, Amborellales, Amborellaceae.
AAAGCCUUGAGAACACACUCUCUCUCUCUAAAAAGCGUUGAGAACGCUCUCUCUCUCUAGCCUUAAAAUUGUCUCUCGCCCGCCCAGUGCUCAGUUUACAUCUUGAUUCUAUUCUCCCUCUCGUUGCAGCUGAUCAGUUCUCACUCUAAAUCUGAAGUCUUCUCUCUCUCUAGAUUCUACUUUCCCUCUCGUUCCAGCUGAUCAGUACUUACUGUAAAUCUGUGGUCUUAACAGUCUCUCUCUCCUCUCUACUCAAACCCUCAACUUGAUACUUUCUCUCUCUAAAACACCCGAAAAUAGGAGAUGCAGGCAACUGUAUAAAGGCCUAAACCUCACCCAAAAUCCUGAAGGCACAGAGAGAAAUGGACUACCCUUUCAAAACCUUUCCUAGCACCCCAUCUCCACCGUCGAAACCUGAAAUCGAUGGCCUUCUUGCAGAUGCAGGCUACCGGAUAAAGGCCUCCGACCUGCCCCACGUAGCCCAUCGUCUUGAACAAUUAGAGACCCAAAUGAUCAACGCCCAACCCACCGAAAUGACCCAUCUGGCCUCUGAAACCGUCCAUUAUAACCCUUCGGACCUUGCCACUUGGGUCGAGUCCAUGCUCUUCGAGUUAAACCCCUCUGAGAUUCCGGCCACCUCUGGUUUUGCCGGCGAGUCUCAGUCACCCGAAAUUGGGUUUUUCGCGGGGAAUCAGAACCGUGGGUCAUUUUCAGGCGCUGCAAUCUUGACCCAUGAGGAAGACUCGGGCAUAAGGUUGAUCCAUCUCCUUAUGAGUUGCGCUGGUUCAGUGGAGAGGGGAGAGAGAGAGAUCGCCUUAAAAUUGGUACAGGAGAUGAGGCUUCUCCUUUGCCGGAAUAUCACCGGGGUGAUCGGGAAAGUUGCCGUGUUCUUUGUCGACGCGCUUUUCUGGAGGCUUUCCGGGCACCCCUCCAACCGCGUGGAUUCGGGCGAGUCUGAGUUCUUGUACCACCAUUUCUACGAGGGAUGUCCUUACUUGAAAUUCGCCCACUUCACGUGUAACCAAGCCAUAUUGGAAGCUUUCGACGGCUGUGAUGAGGUCCACGUCAUAGAUUUCAAUCUGAUACACGGUCUACAGUGGCCGGCCUUGAUCCAAGCCCUCGCAUUGAGGCCAGGUGGGCCCCCUUUUCUUCGUUUGACAGGAAUCGGCCCACCGUCACCCGAUGGCCGUGACACGAUUCGCGAGGUGGGUAUAAGACUCGCCGAGUUGGCACGGUCGGUCAACGUAAGGUUCGCUUUUCGAGGAGUAGCGACCCAGAGGCUCGAGGACCUAAAGCCCUGGAUGAUACACGUGCGGAGUACGGAAACUGUGGCCGUCAACUCGGUUUUCGUACUCCACCGCUUAUUAUAUACGACCCCCGAUCAAACCCAGCCCAUCAAGCCAGUCUUGAACUGGGUGCGAGAACUAGGUCCCAAAAUCUUGACAGUGGUGGAACAAGAAGCGAGUCAUAACGGACUCGGAUUCGUGGACCGGUUCACCGAGGCCCUGCAUUAUUACUCGGCCAUGUUCGAUUCGAUGGAGGGGUCAAAUCGAAACAACCAAGCUUUUGCGGAGCUUUACUUAGAGAGAGAGAUAAAGAAUAUUGUUUGCUGUGAAGGCUCGGAGAGAGUGGAGCGGCAUGAACCACUGACUCGAUGGCGGGGGCUUCGACAAGCAGGAUUCGAACCGGUUAGACUCGGUUCGAAUGCGUUUAGACAGGCGAGUAUGUUGCUCUCUCUUUUUUCGGAAGAUGGAUUUGGGGUGGAGGAGAGGGAUGGAUGCUUGACGCUUGGGUGGCACGAAAGACCGUUGAUUUCGGCCUCGGCUUGGCACGUGGCAGGGCCUGAACCGUUGAUGAGGACUGCGGAUGAGUGAGAUAGUGUGAGUAGAAUUACUCUGUGAUACUGUUUGAUUGAGAGGAGGAAGGAAAAGCGCAUAUUUUUUUGGGUGGGAAAAAUAAAAAUUUACUUUUUCUGGUC